GGGACGGUUUGGGAUCUCGACCACCCAUAGCACUCGGUACUUGGCAAAGUCUACGACGAUACAAGUUAGAUUCUGGACCCGAAAGAUGAGCGAUGAGCACGAAACUGCAAAUCGGGUUCCAAGGCAGCCUCUGCCUGAUGUGGGCGACUGGGUAGCGCAGGUUGGACUCCCGGGCUCCGUUGUGACAGGUCAUCAGGCAAGGGAGGCUGCCGGCGCGGAUGGCAAGCCGUGGGCCGCCGGCAGCGCCUCCCAGCCGCAGCCUCGAAUCGCGUCGGGCCAAGACGGCUGCCCGCCCCCGGAAAAAAAGAAGCAAGCUUGGAGCCAGAAAUGCCCAUGA
Gaeumannomyces tritici R3-111a-1 is the source of this 337-nucleotide messenger RNA. RefSeq lists its product as hypothetical. NCBI's taxonomy places the organism in Eukaryota, Fungi, Ascomycota, Sordariomycetes, Magnaporthales, Magnaporthaceae. The coding region runs from base 86 to 337 and encodes 83 amino acids. The record is from RefSeq and is a predicted model, not a curated record. The transcript has a single exon.